This is a messenger RNA of Mya arenaria, 2133 nucleotides long. Its product is annotated as monocarboxylate transporter 12-like. The record is from RefSeq and is a predicted model, not a curated record. Bases 117 to 1517 code for a protein of 466 amino acids. The transcript is spliced from 2 exons. Gene Ontology annotation, biological process: transmembrane transport; monocarboxylic acid transport. Gene Ontology annotation, molecular function: monocarboxylic acid transmembrane transporter activity. NCBI's taxonomy places the organism in Eukaryota, Metazoa, Mollusca, Bivalvia, Myida, Myidae.
CUAUUGAUAAGCAUGUGUUGUAGAUUAGCAUACGAGUUUAAACAAACAUGGCUGUGGGUUAUGAAAUAAAGCUGUACAUAAAUGCUUAAGCUGUGUAAACUAAAUAAAUUUAAAAAAUGACGGAACACAUCUUCGUCCCCGACGGAGGUUGGGGGUGGGUCAUUGUUGCAGCUUCGUUGAUAUUUAAUAUAAUAUACGAUGGAUGCAGCUACUCUUUCGGAAUUUUGUACGAGCAUUUCCUUAAGGACUUUAGAGAAACAAAAAGUAACACAGCGUGGAUAGGAUCUCUGUUCUUCUCUAUGCCAUUGUUAUGUGGCCCACUAGCUUCUGUAAUAUCAAGAAAAUUUGGAUAUAGAAACUCAACAAUGUUUGGUGGAUUAAUAGCUUUCAUUGGAUUUUUCCUCGGUACAUUUUCAAGUUCAGUGUUAAUGUUAACAUUUAGCUAUGGCCUUCUUUCCGGAAUUGGAAUGUCACUUCCGUAUUUCAACUCAGUUGUCAUUGUCGCCAAUUACUUCAACAAACGCCGAGCUCUGGCAAUAGGAAUAGCCGAAUCAGGAUCUGGUUUAGGAACCGUAAUAUUUGCACCGUUGACGUACACACUGAUUUCAAAGUUUGGCUGGAGAGGAAGUUUACUAAUUCUCAGUGGCAUUGUUGCAAAUAUUAUAGUAUGUGGUGCUCUCUAUCGACCACUAGAGUCAAUUACAGAGUGCAGUGAUAAAGAAUUGUCUGACCAAAUACCGGAAAGUAUACACGCCAUCGAUGAUAAACGCAAGGAUACUGACAGUGAUGAAACACUUUUGGAAAAGAAUAUUCUUCAUGAAAACUGUAAGAAUUCCGCGACAAGACUUUCAAGAAGCUUAAAUUCGUUAGUCUCCCGUCAGAUUGAAAAGCAGUCUCAACGUUGCGGUUGUAUACACCCUUUACUUGGGUUAUUCAAAAACGUGCCGUUGUUGUUAUUCUCAGUGUCAAUUUUUGUUAUGUAUUUUUGGUAUGAUGUGCCAUAUGUAUUUCUUGUCGGGAAGUCGCAGAGUGUCGGCAUACAAGAGUCGAGCGCAGCUUUCUUGAUCUCGCUUAUUGGUAUUGUUCAUAUGGGAGGAAUUCUUUUAUAUGGCUGCCUGGGAGACAAAAAGUAUGUUAGUACGUCACUUCUGUAUGGUGUUUCUAUUUUUUUAUGUGGCAUAGGUGUUGCUGUAAUCCCCUUGUGUAAAACAUACGUUCCAAUUGCAUUCUUAGCAGCUUGCUUUGGUAUGUUUUCUGCAGCGACUGAAGCUCUUGUUUCCAUAGUUGUUAUUGAUAUUGUUGGACUGGAAUAUUUUGAUAAUGCCUUCGGUGUCAUCAUGCUCAUGGAGGGAUUAGCCAACUUAAUUGGACCACCCUUUGCAGGGUGGCUGUGCGACAUAUCGGGUGGCUACGACAUGACCUUCUACGCUGCUGGUUUUAGCAUAAGUGUAUCUGCAUGUAUAUAUCUGCUAUUACCACUGUUCAAAAAGAGAAAUAGCGGUAAAGAAAUUGAAUGAAUGUCUAUUCUUCUACAUAUCGUAUGAAAAUGUUUUGUUUUUUUCCAAAUCAUGAACUUUGUUAAAAAUCAGUUACCAGUGACUAGUUAAGCAGGUUUUCCAUUAGAAUAAAGUUAUAGAUCAGUUACCAGUGACUAGUUAAGCAGGUUUUCCAUUAGAAUAAAGUUAUAAAUCAGUAACCAUUGACUAGUAAAGCAGGUUUUUUAUUAGAAUAAAGUUAUAGUGAAAAAUGUUCUCUUACAACGGGAGUUCAAUAAGUACUUUGAUAAGAUUUACCUUUUGCGUUUUCUCUUUAUUAAGGAUUGUUGGGAUAAGAGUGAGGUUUGUGCACAUAAACUGGUUUAAACCUCCAGUAAAUUUACAUUUUACUGACCGUUCCAAGGCGGUACCUAACAAUUCAUGAUAAACAUACCUAUUUAGUAUAUAUAUAUAUAUAUAGUAUGUAUGCACUGUGCUGUUAGGGGAGUUUUAUGCUGUUCUUCUGUUUCUUGUUUGUGAUUUUUUGUUCUAUGUCUUUGGCGUUUGCCCAGUGCCACUAAACCGGGUUUAUGUUUAAACAUUUUGCUACUGAGCUUGUUUCUAUAGCUUUUUGCAUAAAUAUUCAUCAAGACAGAUA